Messenger RNA from Cygnus atratus (black swan), 4553 nucleotides. It is a transcript of the gene RASGEF1A, whose product is annotated as RasGEF domain family member 1A. NCBI's taxonomy places the organism in Eukaryota, Metazoa, Chordata, Aves, Anseriformes, Anatidae. Bases 445 to 1920 code for a protein of 491 amino acids. Gene Ontology annotation, molecular function: guanyl-nucleotide exchange factor activity. Gene Ontology annotation, cellular component: plasma membrane. Gene Ontology annotation, biological process: Ras protein signal transduction; positive regulation of GTPase activity. The record is from RefSeq and is a predicted model, not a curated record. The transcript has 14 exons.
AGAGCCACGCCGGCGGGCGGCGAGGCGGCGUUGCGGAGCUGCCCCCGGCCGGGAGCGCCCUGAGGACGCCCCGCUCCCCGCUCCGGGCGCUGCUGCGGGCGGCGACUUUGCUGCGGGCGGGCACUCGCCGGGCUCCCCCCUCUCUUCUCCUCUCCUCGCCUCCCGCCGCCGCUCCGCCCGCCGCCGGCUGCGGAAUGGGCGGCUCUGGCCGCCGGCUGCCGGCAGCUGUCACACGGCGAAGGCAGCCGCAGCCGGUGCGAGGAGCGAGCCCACCCUGCCGCCGAGGAUGACUCACGGGGAGCCGGCGCUCGUCUCCCUCGUGCUGGCCGUGGACGGAGAGCAGCCGGCGAGCUCCGCGGGGCGAGGACAAGGGGAAGGAGGCAAGACACAUGACAAAAAUCAUAGAGUGAAAUAGCUGGAAGUCCACCCACUGGGAAAGGCUGGAUGGCAGAACCACUGUGCAAUGCUGCUGUAAAGAAAUGCAAAGAAACUAUGCCCCAGACGCCAAUAUUUUCCAGUAUGCUUGGUUCCAGUUGUAGUGGGCAAGUGCAGCCAGACAUGGGAGAGAGGUGCAUGGACCCUGUUUAUCAGGACGGGAACAUUGUUUCUGGAUCGCUGGAGGCCUUGAUAGAGCGCCUGGUGCCCACCAUGGACUAUUAUCCAGACAGGACUUACAUCUUCACUUUCCUGCUGAGCUCCCGAGUCUUCAUUCACCCCCAUGAGCUCCUGGCUAAAGUGGGGCAGAUCUGCAUCAAACAGAAGCAGCAGCUGGAAACGGGGGCUGAGGCAGAAAAGGCAAAGCUGAAAUCCUUCGCUGCCAAAAUCAUUCAGCUCCUGAAGGAAUGGACUGAAACUUUCCCCUAUGAUUUCCAAGAUGAAAAAUCCAUGAAAGAGUUGAAGGAGAUCGCUCACAGGAUCACACAAUGCGAUGAGGAAAAUGGCACAGUGAAAAAGAUCAUUAGCCAGAUGACACAGAAUCUCUUGAUGGCCCUCUCCGCACGGAGCCAGUACCAGGAAAUCAGAGAGAAAUUCCGGCAACCUGUUACUGACAAGGGCACCAUCCUCAAAAACAAGCCACAGUCAACUCAAAAGGACAUCCUGAGCGUGUGCUGUGACCCUCUGAUCUUGGCACAGCAGCUAACCCAUAUUGAACUGGAACGGGUGAGCAACAUUUACCCAGAGGAUCUGAUGCAGAUUGUCAGCCACAUGGACUCCCUAGAUAAUCACAAGUGCCGAGGUGAUGUUACCAAAACCUACAACUUGGAGGCCUAUGACAACUGGUUCAAUUGUCUCAGCAUGCUGGUGGCUACAGAGAUUUGUAGGGUUGUAAAGAAAAAGCAGCGUACGAGAAUGGUGGAAUUCUUCAUUGAUGUGGCAAGAGAGUGCUUCAAUAUCGGAAACUUCAACUCAAUGAUGGCUAUUAUCUCUGGCAUGAACUUGAGUCCUGUGGCACGGCUAAAGAAAACUUGGUCAAAGGUCAAAACAGCCAAAUUUGAUGUUUUAGAGCACCACAUGGAUCCUUCCAGCAACUUUUGUAAUUACCGCACAGCCCUGCAAGGAGCAGCACAGCGAUCUCAGACUGCCAACAGCAAUCGAGAGAAAAUAGUCAUCCCAGUUUUCAAUCUGUUUAUUAAAGAUAUCUACUUUCUGCACAAAAUACAUACGAACCGCUUACCCAAUGGACAGAUAAACUUCAAGAAAUUCUGGGAAAUUUCAAGACAGAUUCAUGAUUUCUUGACAUGGAAGCAGGUCGAGUGUCCUUUUGAAAAGGAUAAGAAGAUCCAGAGUUAUCUACUCACGGCACCCAUUUACAGUGAAGAAGCUCUGUUUAUUGCAUCCUUUGAGAGCGAAGGUCCAGAAAACCACAUGGAAAAAGACAGCUGGAAAACACUCAGGACAACUCUGCUUAAUAGGGCCUGAGAUUUUUGGAUCCGAUCUGCAGACUUUGAAGCACACAGAACGAAUGUGUUUUUACAACCUGAAAGAAUUGGACUGAGCUAAGAAAGACCUCACUGGCUGAGGUCUGUUUUGUAUAUACAGUACCUUUUAUGAAAUAAAAUGUGGUAAAUAUUUCACAUGUCAACCUUGAGGCACUUAAGUGAAGGAUUUUGUUUUUUUAUUUAAAAAGAAAGAAAAAAGGGCAGGGCCCUGUUCUCAGAGAUGAAGUGUAUUGCGGGAGGUGGGAUCCCUGGGGAGAUCUUAUUCUAUCAGCAUCCAAAUUUUUAUUUUUUAUUACUUCCGCCAAAAUAAAACAAAAUUAAAACACAUCCCAGCUACAGCCAGUGUUCAGGUUACAUACUCCACUGGACCAAUAGCCUACAGAACACUCAGUACGUCUCUCUAUCCUUGUGGUUUUCAUUCAAAUCAGCGAGACUGAUCAUACAUGUGAGUGUUUGUAGAGCCAAGGCCUUAGACAUCUGCAGUAAGCCUGUUCCUCUCCUACAUCAGAAAUAGUGCCUUACAAGGUACUGGUAUUGUUUAGUGUACCUUCUAUUACGCUGGAUUGGAAGCAAAGAAAAUAAAAAUAUGGAUGUCUCAAAACCAGCUACAAUGUACUUUUUAAAUAAAACAGAGAAUAUGGCACAUGAGGUAGAGUAUACCUGCCUAUAACAUUGACGGUGCAGCAAACAUAUUUUUGUUACGUGACUUAAAGAGAAGGUGGGGUAACUGCUGGGGGAUGUGCGUUUGUGUGCGCGUAUGCGUGUGCAUGUGUGAAGAUGCACACUUCUAAGUUUUAAUACUUCUGGGAACUAUCCUUUAAAUUCUGGCUGUCAGAAUAGUUUGUGUUUUCCUUUUUAAAAUCAGGGAUUUUUUUUUUUAUUUUUUUUUCUUUAAGAGAAGAAUGUCUAACCUAGAUUAUCUCUGCAAAACAGGUUCAUUGUGUCUUUCUGCAAACAAUUUAUGUAAAAAAAAAAUCAUACAUGAAUUAGGGAGAGGGAAGUAUACUCAGAUGUCCAAUUUGAAACUAAGGCUGAAAUUUCCAAAGAGUUCAUCUCUACUGACUCGGGCAUUUAAAUCCCUUGGUUCCUUUGAAAAUGCUAGCUUGGACUUCAAGACAAUUAAAGCAGAGACCAACUUGCAUCAUAAAUGUUUUUUAGUAUUUUGCAAGCCAUGAUUAACAGUCUGGACCAGAACCCAUUGAAAUACAUCAGAAAACAACAUAAGAAAUUGAUCAAGCCUUUGAAGCCAGGUCAGAAUCAGAGGUGAUCUGUAAAUCCACUGAUGCUCAGCAUUUCUAACUUCUCCUUUAAACUUUGAUUUUACACCUAAUUUAGCUAUCCAAAUGAGCAUAUGAGAAAGUUAAGAUUCAAGCUAUCCAUUUCAGGAAAAAAAUUGAUACAUUCCAGGAUUUUCUGUCUCCCCUGACCACGAAGUUCAGAAAAAGAGAAAACAGGCUCAGAUUUAGAACUAUUUUGUUUAAUGAACUAUUAGCCAUGAAUAUUUACUAUACUUUCCAGUAACUGUUCUCCUAAGGCACAAGGGCCAGACAUUUGGAAAGAUAGUGACUUGAGCCAGACAGUUGUAUCAGAAUUUUUCUUCCAAAGAAAGCCCUCUGAAGUUUGCAGUGGUUUCAGCCUCUCUCAUAGAACCUCGCCAAGGACCUCUGCGCAAGUUUCUUUAAAAACAAUCAACUUCAAGUAGACAAUUUGUAUCCUACUCUGCCCUGUGUUGAAGCCGAGACAAGCCUCGCUGGACUGAGCAUCAGGUUUAUUCCAGUCCAGCAGACUAUUCUUGCUGAGUGCCUACAACCUUGAGCAGCACCACUGUUGCACGUAGCAUCAACAUUCACUUCACAGAAAUUGCUAGCUGUGUUGGCCCUGUAGUACAGUGAAAUAUUAAAGAGCCUUCCCUCUCUCCCUGUUCUCCCUCCUGCUCCCUGACAAAUACUUAAAAUCAGAACAGUAAGUUGGGGUAAGGGAGAGAGACAAUCAACAUUUUGCUAUUCCCAUAGCACUGAAAUCAAAGAGAAUCAAAAGCGAGUUAGGCCAUGGAGAAGGAGGAAGAAGUGGAAUACUAACUGUUAACAAGAACAGCCCAGAGAAGGAGACGGGAUAAUUCUUAUGAUCUGCUGCUAUUUUUCCUGUGCUGAAGUACAGACCUUCAGCCCUGAACUAGAGUAAGAAUAUUUAUACUGUAUUAUUACAGUGUUUUGCACUUUCAGAGAUGUUCUAGCUAGUAACAUUGUUGGACACUAUAAAAGGGAUUGUAUAUCAGCUUUGUUUAUGUAACUGAGAUUUAAAAGGGAUGCUUAAAAUUUAAGAAAAAUAUAUAUUUGAAAUGCAAUUUUAGAACACUUUCUGUAUAUGUAUAAAAAAAAGCUUUCACAUGAAUGUGCACUUCACUGGUCAAUCAGUCCUAGUAUAUACUUGAAAUCAAUGCAGUAUCCACAUUGGUUCCUUUUUAUUUUUCUUCCCUCAGUUUGAUACAUUCUUUAAAUUCUGUGUUUUGCUAUUCUGAGCUGAAAUGCUAAAUAUAAAGCUGUACCAUAAAGCAGGAUAUUCCGUGUUUGACUGGAUGUGCUUGCAUUAAUAAAAAAAGUUGCUUCAACCAGG